AUGCAAUCUCCGUUGUCCUCGCAUGGGUUGAAGUACAAUCAUAAGGCUGAGACGUGUCCCCGCUAUGCCAUGGUUCAAAGGCAGCAGACAUGCCACCACCACCACCACCAGCACCUGCAUCACCCGGACACUCGGCUGUCUGACCUCGCCAUCUGUGCCGCUCUUUUCACGGUGGCGGUAACCAUCAUGUUCGCAACAGCACUGCUACUGACCCUCGUGGGCGGCGUGGCCCUGGCGACUGCGGCGCCGCUCAACUGCCCGAUCCAGGGGGCCGCGUUCCCCAAGCCGCGCGACCUGGCCUCGUCGCCGACCAUGCAGGCUGCGUUCCGCAACCUGACGGCGACGUUCGAGGCGCAGGCUGCGGGCUCCGGUGGCGCCGACACGUCCUUCUCGGUCGAGCUGUGGUCCGUGUCGGACCAAGGGGGAAAGUCGCCGUUUGAGUUCCACCACACGGCGCGGGAGCUGGCGGGCUGGCAAAACCACACGGGCGUCGAGCGGGUCGACGGCGACACGGUCUACCGCAUCGGCAGCCUUACCAAGAUCUUCACCGUCUACACGUGGCUGGUCGAGGUGGGCGACAAGGACUGGAGCACGCCCAUCACGCGGUUCGUGCCGGAGCUGGCCGAGAUUGCCAGGGACACGGCCGAGGACGUCAAGCGGGACCCGGUCAUGAGGACGAACUGGGAAGAGAUUACCGUCGGGGCGUUGGCGAGCCAGCUUGCUGGAAUAAUGCGUGACUACGCUCAAGUAGGGGAGAUGGCAACGACCUUGGAUGCCGGUACGCGCUCCGCUCUGGGCCUGCCACCGUUGCCAGCGGCCGACAUUCCGCCUUGCGGGCCGACCCGUCUGUGUGAUCGCACACAGUUUUUCCAAGGCAUGGGUAAAGUCCCUCCGCAAUAUGGGCCCAACAAGGCUACCGUCUACUCCGACACGGCCUUCCAAAUCCUUGCAUACGCGCUGGAGGAGAUCACAGGCAAGACGUAUGCCGACAUGCUCCACGACUCGGUGCUGGCUCCCCUCAAGCUGAACAGAACAUCCCUGUUCAAGCCCGACGACUCGGUCGGCAUCAUCCCAGGCAACGGCAGCAACGCAGGCGCUGCGACGGGAUGGUCGUACAGUAUCGGUGAAGCUGCUCCGACAGGCAACAUGUACGCGUCUUCAUCCGACCUCUCGCGCGCAGGGAGGGCAAUCCUCUCGUCGGCGCUCAUGACGCCGGCGCUGACGUCCCGCUGGCUCAAGCCGGCAUCGCUCACAUCGGAGCUGGUGGCGGCGGUAGGGUACCCGUGGGGCGUGCGGCGCAUCAACCUCUCGCGGCCGCCGGGCUACAAGCGCGUGACGGACGCGUACAACAAGGCCGGGCGGAUCGGCAGCUACGCGGCGCUGAUGGCGCUGCUGCCCGACUUUGAGGCCGGGUUCAGCAUCAUGGUGGCGGGCAACUCGCUCGUGGGCAACCCGACCUUCAGCUGGGCCGACACCAUGGGCGGCGUGCUGAUCCCGGCGCUGGAGCAGACGGCGCGCGAGCAGGCGGACGCGCUGUACUCGGGCCGCUACGCGGCGACGGGGCCGUCGGGUCUCAACUCGUCGCUCGAGAUAUCGACGUCGCCCGACCGGCCGGGGCUGGGCGUCCACCGCUGGGUCAGCAACGGCACCGACAUGCAGACGGCGGCGCUGCUCAUGGCGCACGGCGUCGCGCCCACCAACCCCAGCAUCCGGCUGUACCCGACCGGGCUGGAGACGACGAGGGAGGGCGGCGGCCGCAGGGUGGCGUUCAAGGCCGUCUUCGAGGACCUGACGGGCCAGGCGACCGAUCUCAUGUUCACCACCGACUGCGGAACCUGGGUCGGGGCCACCAGCGUCGUGGUGGGCGACGUGCCGCUGGACCAGUUCGUAUUCAACCUGGACGGCCGGGGCAGGGUUGAGAGCGUGGAGCCGAUGGCAUUGAGGGUGGUGCUGGACAAGGGUGCGUAG
Messenger RNA from Pyricularia pennisetigena, 1968 nucleotides. RefSeq lists its product as uncharacterized. NCBI's taxonomy places the organism in Eukaryota, Fungi, Ascomycota, Sordariomycetes, Magnaporthales, Pyriculariaceae. The record is from RefSeq and is a predicted model, not a curated record. Bases 1 to 1968 code for a protein of 655 amino acids. The transcript has 4 exons.